AUAGAAUGCAUUCUCUUUGCAUGGUUAUCGUUGUUGUUAUCGCUGCAGUGUGACUCGGCCUUAAAUUUUGCAAAAACUCCACUGGAUAAUGACAUACUUUUUAACUGUAGGCCUAGUCGGUUGCUAUUUAUUCAUUUCUAGUCUUGCCCUUAUUGUAAUUUUUGUUGUAAUUGUUUAAUGCUUGAUUUAGCGAUCAUAUUCAUGCCAUAUUUAUGUAUUCUUUAGACAAACAUAUAAAUGCUGUUAUGGCCUUAUAAUACAAACAAAUUUGCUGAUAUAACAUUUUAUUAUGUUUAUUGACCUGCAUGUAAUUUUCCUUUUAGAGAGAAGUUCUUAAAAUCUAAAGAGAGUCAAAGAAUUUGAAGAUAUUUGUGCAUCUUGACAACAAUAGACUUUUUAAAAAUCAAAGUUAGUUAUUCCAUAUUUUAAAGAACUGUAACCACUUUGUGCUUGCUGACUUUUCAGCUCGUCGGAUCCAAUCCUCAUCUAGAUGCUGAACAGGCUUUGAUGAGAACUCACAUAGAUGUAGAUGUAGAUGUUGACUGUAUUUGUGACGCCAGGAAUCACAGCAGAUAAAGUAAACCAAGGUAGCCGUAACCGAUUCACUGAUGAUGCACAACUCUCAUGAACUCUGUUGGAUCAGGACAUACUUCUUCGACUGUUCUGCUCAGCAUGGCCAACCCGCAAUACAAAGAUACCUUCAAUUUCAUUUGGACUUUUUGGAUGAUGACCAUCAUGACAGCUGGACCCUGUGACUCGUCAAACAGGACCAAGCUUCACAUCCUUGGGUUGUACCCUAUGACUGGGUCUUGGCCCGGUGGACUGGCGAUGUCUCUGGCGACGCAGCUAGCAUUGGAAGACAUCAACGCGAACGCGGACAUCCUUAGUGGGUAUGAGCUGGUGGUGAUCCCGAAGGAUACCGAGUGCAAUGGAGGCAAGGCUACCGAUGUGAUGUAUAGAGAGUUAUUUAACAGAUCCACCGUUAAGAUGAUGAUAUUGGGAGGUGGAUGCUCCGUAGCUACUGAACCCACUGCACAAGCUUCACACCAUUGGAACCUCAUACAGAUUUCGAUAGCAGCUUCGCCAUCUCUGUCCAAUCGUUUCCUUUUCCCGCGCUCAUUCCGUCUCCUACCUCCAGAGACCAUGUUCAAUGUGGCUAAGUUUGCACUUUUUAUGGAGUUCAACUGGACCAAGGUAGCCACACUGCACCAGUUCUAUCCGUUGUUCUCUCAGUCCAUGACGGAUUUUCACAAGGAAGCCAAGAAUCUGGGAGUUGAAAUCAUAGCUGCAGAAUCGUUCGUGGAGCAUCCUGCGUUUCCGGUUGAAAAUAUCAAGAGAGUGGGUGCACGCAUCAUAGUUGUUGGUGCAUACGCUGAUAUGACCAGGAGGGUCUUCUGUGAAGCCUAUCACCAGAAUAUGUAUGGCGCCAAAUACGUCUGGAUCAUGACAGGUUGGCUAGAAUACAACUGGUGGCGAGAGCCGGACGAUGCCAUAAAUUGUACUGUGGAUCAAAUGGAGGAAGCCAUAGCCAACCAGUUUGGUGUUUACAUCGAUACCACACCAUCGCAUGCUCACUGGAAGCCAACACGCGCUGGAUUGACAACCAAUAAUUUCUUGGAGAGAUUUGAGACACUUUUGGGUACGAACAACUCACUGAGUCUGCCUGGAUACGUGGAUAUCAGUCUUGUUUAUGACACGGCUUGGACCCAAGCACUUGCCCUUCAUCAGGCUCAAGAACGACUCGCUCAGCUAGAUCCACCGAGAACUUUGGAAGACUUUGAGUACGACAACAUUACAGUCAACAUUCUCUUUGACAUAAUCAGUAACAUGACGUUUCAGGGCGUCUCGGGUCCGGUGCAAUUCGAUCCCAAUGGAGACAGGCUGGGAUUGCUUGAGAUACUACAAAUGCAAGCGGGCAACUUUGUUUCCGUAGGGAUCGUGGAUCCAACUGUAGAUUCAGGCCGAGACAUAGAGUUCAAUGAGAAUUACCCGAUAGUAUGGCAAGGUAGAGCGCCACCUAUUGACUUUAUAAUCACUCGGGAAACGCGACAGACGAUACGGCUUCCUGUUGUUAUUACGGGUUCAAUAUUUGCUGCACUGGGCAUUGUACUGGCUUGCUGCUUUCUAACGUUUAACGUCCGGUAUAGGAAAAAACGGGUGAUCAAGAUGUCGAGUCCUAACAUCAAUAACCUGAUGCUAAUUGGAGGUAUGCUGGCAUACACUUCAGUCAUCUUCCUAGGGGUCGAUACAGGGAUCGCUUCGGCAGAAACAUUUAUUCUCAUGUGCAAGGCCAAGACAUGGUGUCUCUCCAUUGGGUUUUCCUUAGCUUUCGGAUCCAUGUUCAGCAAGACGUGGAGAGUGCACAAAAUAUUCACCAACAAAACGGCCAUGAAAACGGUUCUUAUGAGGGACCAGUGGUUGUUUGGCUACGUUGCUGCUCUAGUCCUGAUCGAUGUUGUCAUCUUGGUUCUAUGGGAAAUCAUCGACCCUGUGCUGGUGAAAGAACACUACGGAAGAACGGUGACUCAUCAAAAAAAUGAUGACAUCGUUUACAUAUCAACUCACACAAUUUGCGAGUCGGCCAAUCAUAUUUACUGGAUUGGGAGUUUCUACGUCAUCAAUGGUUUACUUCUAGUAUUUGGAGCUUUCCUAGCCUGGGAGACCAGAAAAGUAUCCAUCCCAGCACUCAACGAUUCUAAAAACAUUGGAAUUUGCGUGUACAAUGUAUUGAUUUUAUCAUUCGUUGGUGCUACAGUGUCCUUUGUUUUAGUGGAGAGUAACACCCACUACAGUCUAAUUGCCACACUUAUAUGGGUUGCAACCACACUCACACUCUGUGUAGUGUUUGUACCAAAGAUGCAACUUUAA
Molecule: messenger RNA, 2868 nt
Organism: Asterias rubens (European starfish)
Lineage: Eukaryota; Metazoa; Echinodermata; Asteroidea; Forcipulatida; Asteriidae
Product: gamma-aminobutyric acid type B receptor subunit 1-like
Exons: 20
Coding region: 625-2868 (747 amino acids)
Biological process (GO): G protein-coupled receptor signaling pathway; gamma-aminobutyric acid signaling pathway
Cellular component (GO): G protein-coupled receptor heterodimeric complex; membrane
Molecular function (GO): G protein-coupled GABA receptor activity
Source: RefSeq, a predicted model, not a curated record